AAAAUGAAAAAUUUCUUGCUCGGACAAGCAACCAUCAACGCCCAGGUAGCUUAGCUCUCCCGUUCCGCCAGGUGAGAGAGACCUAUAAAAGGGCCCCUUCUCCCCUAACUCCCACCAAUACCAACUACUCUCUCUCUCUCUCUCUCUCUCUCUCUCUCUCUAUUUUUUCUCUGUCUUCGAUUUCAUGCAAGGCAGUGCUAGGGUUUAGUGGUUUUUCAUCACCAUGGCUUUCCAGGCCAAGAAGCUUAUCAACGACCCCAACGAUGUGGUGACUGAGUUCAUUGAGGGUCUUGUAGAAACAUACCCUGGCCUGCAAUACUUGGAUGGUUUCCCUGAGGUGAAGGUUGUUUUACGUGCUGAUGUCACACCUGCAACAUACAACAAAGUUGCUAUUAUAUCAGGAGGUGGAAGCGGGCAUGAGCCUGCAAAUUCUGGAUUCGUUGGGGAAGGGAUGUUGACAGCAGCUAUCUGUGGAGAUAUUUUUUCUUCCCCACCUGUUGAUUCCAUUUUAGCUGGUAUUCGAGCUGUUACUGGUCCAAUGGGAUGUCUUCUUAUUGUGACGAAUUAUACUGGAGACCGCUUAAAUUUUGGUUUGGCUGCUGAGCAAGCAAAAUCUGAAGGUUAUAAAAUUGAGACUGUUAUUGUUGGAGAUGACUGUGCAUUGCCACCACGAGGCAUAGCUGGUCGCAGGGGUUUGGCAGGGACUAUUCUUGUUCAUAAGGUUGCUGGAGCUGCUGCUGCUGCUGGCCUCUCUCUUGCUGAUGUUGCUGCAGAAGCAAAACAAGCAUCUGAAAUGGUUGGCACAAUGGGUGUUGCAUUAUCAGUUUGUACACUGCCUGGUCGAGUUACAUCAGACCGGUUAGGCCCAGGAAAGAUGGAACUUGGUCUUGGAAUUCAUGGUGAACCUGGUGCUGCUGUGGCUGACCUUCAACCGGUGGAUGUUAUAGUUUCUCAUGUCUUAAAGCAGAUAUUGUCCACGGAGACUAACUACGUUCCUAUUACACGGGGUAGCAGAGUGGUUCUUAUGAUCAAUGGGUUAGGUGGCACUCCUCUGUCAGAAUUGAUGAUUGCAUCUGGGAAAGCAGUACCUAAGUUGCAAUUGGAACAUGGACUUGCUGUUGAUAGAGUGUAUACAGGAUCAUUUAUGACUUCUCUUGAUAUGGCAGGCUUUUCAAUUUCGAUCAUGAAAGCAGAUCAAACUGUUCUGCAACGUUUGGAUGCUCCAACUAAGGCUCCAUAUUGGCCUGUUGGUGUUGAUGGUAAUCAUCCACCUGCCAAAAUUCCCGUUCCUGUGCCUCCAUCUCGCUCAUUGAAGAGUGAAGAGCCAUUAGGUCGGCCACUGCAAUUGAAUCCACAAGGUCAGAUGCUUGAGGUGGCUAUUGAAGCAGCUGCAAAGGCAGUUAUUGAGAUUAAGGAUAGUUUGGAUGAAUGGGAUAGCAAAGUAGGUGAUGGCGACUGUGGGUCAACGAUGUAUAGAGGUGCAAAAGCAAUACUAGAUGACAUUAAAAAUUAUCCUCUGAAUGAUGCUGCUGAAACUGUGAAUGAAAUUGGAUCAAGUAUCAAAAGAGUAAUGGGAGGAACGAGCGGAAUCUUAUAUAAUAUAUUUUGUAAGGCAGCAUAUACUCAAUUAAAAGCAAGCACCCAGUCAGCUGCCAUGUCAAAAAAAUGGGCUGAAGCACUUGAAGCUGCCAUUGCUGCUGUCAGUAAAUAUGGGGGCGCUAGUGCUGGUUAUCGCACAUUGCUAGAUGCCCUUAUUCCUGCAUUAGCAGUUCUGCAGGAGAGGUUAAAUGCUGGUGAUGAUCCUACAACUGCUUUUCUCCUCUCAUCUGAAGCGGCAGUUGCCGGAGCUGAGUCAACUAUAAACAUGCAGGCACAGGCUGGACGUUCAUCUUAUGUGUCCGGAGAGAAGCUUGCUUCAGUUCCGGAUCCAGGUGCAAUGGCUGUGGCUUCUUGGUACAGAGCAGCAGCAUUGGCUGUUAAGGACAAAUACCAGGCUUCUUGAGCUGAACAAAUAUAUGUAGUUUUUCAUUGCAAUUUUCUGCUCCUUUUUAGCAGCAGAUACAAAAUGCAAAACCAACUAAUUUUUGUUUUUAUAAUUUUACUCACUAACAAAUUUAGGCUUUCCGCAUAUGCUGGUUUUGCAUGGUGCUGAGAAGUUUCACACCGCCUCCUUUUAUAUACAUGUCUUGAACUUUAUCUUUCAGAAAAAGAAAAAAAAAAAAAAAUUGUAACAUUCACAUAUUGAGAACACAUUCAGAAUAAUGUGAAUCAAAAUCUUAGCAUAUAUAUGAUAUAUGUCUGUACUUGUAAA
Ziziphus jujuba (common jujube) is the source of this 2311-nucleotide messenger RNA. Its product is annotated as putative 3,4-dihydroxy-2-butanone kinase. Gene Ontology annotation, molecular function: glycerone kinase activity; ATP binding. Gene Ontology annotation, biological process: glycerol catabolic process. Bases 224 to 2002 code for a protein of 592 amino acids. NCBI's taxonomy places the organism in Eukaryota, Viridiplantae, Streptophyta, Magnoliopsida, Rosales, Rhamnaceae. The record is from RefSeq and is a predicted model, not a curated record. Gene Ontology annotation, cellular component: cytosol. The transcript is spliced from 20 exons.